Molecule: messenger RNA, 1284 nt
Organism: Mauremys mutica (yellowpond turtle)
Lineage: Eukaryota; Metazoa; Chordata; Testudines; Geoemydidae
Product: granzyme H-like
Exons: 5
Coding region: 1-774 (257 amino acids)
Biological process (GO): proteolysis
Cellular component (GO): cytoplasm; intracellular membrane-bounded organelle
Molecular function (GO): serine-type endopeptidase activity
Source: RefSeq, a predicted model, not a curated record
AUGCAGGCCCAGAGCUUGCUCCUGCUCCCCAUGGCCUUUCUCCUAUGCCCCGGGGCUUGGGCUGGUGAGAUCAUUGGGGGUCGGGAAGCCAAGCCCCACUCCACACCCUACAUGGCCUAUCUGCAAAUACAAGACGGACAGUAUAUAAAAACAUGUGGAGGGUUCCUGGUGUCGAAGAACUUCGUGCUGAUGGCCGCUCACUGCAAUGGAGACGAGAUCACUGUCAAGCUGGGACCCCAUAACAUUAGUGAACAGGAACGGAGCCAACAAGAGAUCCCCGUGUGCCACCAGAUCCUCCACCCACAAUAUGACAAUGAGACCACUAACAAUGACAUCAUGCUGCUGCAGCUGGCAGAGACAGUGAAGCUGAAUAAAUGGGUGAAAACCAUCCCCCUGCCACGCACCAACAAGAGAGUGAAGCCAGGGACCAAAUGCAGCGUUGCUGGCUGGGGCCGCACCAGCAGACAGAGUAAAUCGGCCCCAGCCACUACACUCCAGGAGGCGAAUUUGAAGGUGCUGGAGGAUGACCUGUGUCUGAAAAAUCCCGAUUUGACCUACUAUGACUAUGAUGCUUCCACCAUGAUGUGUGUGGGCGAUCCGAAGAAGGGCAAAGCCUCUUUUAUGGGCGACUCUGGAGGCCCCCUGAUGUGUGGUCGAACAGCCCAGGGCAUUGUUUCCAGGGGAUCCCAAAAGAGCACCUCCCCUGGAGUGUACACCAGAGUCUCCACCUUCAUCCCCUGGAUAGAGGAGAUGAUGAGGACGCUGGAGCCCUGAGCAGAGCCGGGAAUCACUGCAUGGGCCAGAGCUGCACCACUUCUGUCCUUUGGAGAGGCCCAGACAUAGGGCCUGCUUUGCAUGAGCGUCAAGGUAGGGAGCCUAGGGGAGUUAGAAGCCAGGUUUGAGGCCAGCUCCCGUCAGCUUCCUUGGAAAUCCCAACCCUUAGACUACAUCUUUGCUGGGGAAACAGCUGGGUUAUUUCCUCCCAGGUAACAGACUCGAGUUGAACCGUGGACUCAGUGGUUGGUAGCUCUCCUCCGUGUCAGCCGGUCAAGUGACGGUUCAUGGGAGAUCCUCGUCGUUACCUCGACCUGUUAACUCCUGUUGAAACUGAAGCCUGACCUGUCCUCACUGGGCCUUUCCCAUGGGUUUGUUCCCCCUGUGUGGCCACCUGCUGUUCCAGACACACCUGUUCCCGGUGCCAGCAAUGACAGUGGGAAGGCAACACAGAGACGGCUACGUUGAACUGAUCGCAGAUCAAACAUUAGCGCUGAUUCUCCCCUUCCC